This is a messenger RNA of Danio rerio (zebrafish), 2322 nucleotides long. Lineage: Eukaryota; Metazoa; Chordata; Actinopteri; Cypriniformes; Danionidae. The record is from RefSeq and is a predicted model, not a curated record.
CUCAGAGCUGGUCCAGUCCUUCAGGAGUUUCUUCCACUGUUGUUUGUCCCGGGUGCGAUGGAUGAGCGGUGCGGGCUGCUGGAGCUCAUGUGUUUGCUUUUGCUGGGCUGGACUCUGAUUGUUCGCGGUCAGACAGAAACCGAUCUCCACCUGCUGGAUGAAGAGGAAGCAGAGGAGGUGAAAAAUGCAGAGGAAAAGGUAUCCUGUCCGGAGAAAUGCAGCUGCAGCGGCGAGGGGGCGGUGGAUUGUAAUGGAGUGAGUCUCUCUGAAUUCCCGCAGGAUUUAUCUGAACAGACCCGGCAGCUCUCACUACAGAAUAACCAGAUCAGCGAGGUCACGCUGGAACAUCUGUCCCGUCUUCAGCAGUUGGAGACCCUCAAUCUACAGAACAACCGGCUCACAACACAAGGCCUUGAGGACGAAGGGUUUGAUAUUCUGGAAAGGCUGAGCUAUUUAUACUUGGCCAAUAAUAAACUCACCGCAGCUCCCAGACACCUUCCUCCAUCUUUGGUCAGCGCAGAUUUUGCCGCUAACCAGCUCACCAAAAUCUUCCCCAACACGUUUGGCCAGAAGCCUGCACUAAAGUCAGUGUAUCUCCAUAACAACAAGCUAACGGAUGCCGGUCUGCCAGAGAGCAUGUUUAAUGGAUCAGACAGCCUUGAGAUCCUCAUUAUGUCCAGUAAUUUUCUCCGUUAUGUCCCAAAGUAUCUGCCCACUGCCCUCUACCGCCUACAUCUGAAGAACAACAAGCUGGAGAAGAUUCCCUCAGGGGCAUUUGAUAAUUUAUUCCAUCUUCGAGAACUUUACCUGCAAAACAACUUCCUGAGUAAUGAUGGCAUGGACAACGAGACCUUUAGCCAUUUGAACAGUCUGGAAUAUCUGGAUUUGUCCAAUAACAACUUGUCCACAGUUCCCCUCGGGCUUCCCCGAAAUGUUAUCCUGCUUCACCUAGAGAAGAAUUCAAUCCAGAGCAUUGCAGUAAAUGCUCUGUCACCCAUUCGAAACCUGGAGUACUUACUCCUCCACAACAACCGCCUCCGUUCCCGCUCCAUCCAUCCAGCUGCCUUCCAGGGUCUGAAACGCCUCCACACCGUCCACAUGUACAACAACCUUCUCGAGCGAGUUCCCCGCGGCCUUCCUCGUCGAGCAAAAACCCUCAUGCUGCUCCAUAACCUCAUCAGUGAGAUUGGACGCAACGAUCUGAUCACACUUUACACCCUCACAGAGCUCAACCUCAGUUACAACCGCCUCACAAGCGCCAAGCUCCACCGAGAGGCCUUCAGGAAACUCAGAAUCCUGGAGACCCUGGAUCUGUCAGGAAACAAGUUGCAGGCACUGCCACUGGGUCUUCCCAAAAGUCUCCAAAUCCUGAAGGUAAAGGACAACCAGAUGACAGAGAUACCAGAAGGGGCUCUGCUGGGAAUGACCUCGCUGAGGGAGCUCUACCUGACCAACAACCAGCUCAAGCUCAGCUCCAUCUACCAGGGUGCGUGGCUAGAAAUGAAUGCCCUCAAGACACUGGAUCUCUCUGGUAACAUGCUGUCUCACAUUCCCCCUGACCUACCCGAGUCUCUUGAGUUCCUUCACCUGCAGAACAACAGAAUCAACUCUAUUUCAGAAACAGCCUUCCUCAACACACCCAACAUCAAAGGAAUAUUCCUCAGGUUUAAUCGCCUCUCAGUUAAUUCAGUAUCUGAAGAGACGUUCGCUCAUCUGUCUAAGCUGCGGGUGCUAGACAUUGGUCACGGAAACAUUUCUCCCAACCGAGGCCAAGCCGGAGACAAUAUGGAGGAAGAAGAGGAGGAAUUAACACAAGAGGAAGAGGAGACACAGCCUUGAGUCAGAAACACGUGAAAAACAGUAAAUAAAUAAACAAGUAAUGCCCUGAAUCUCCCUGCACUCUCAAAGAAAUUAAAACAUUUGUAUUGGUAAAUGCACCGUGGCUGCUGACGAGAUUAUUUCCAUUGACUGAUUACAUGCUAGCAAAAUGGUAAAGCUAAUUAUUUACGUAUAAAAGAAACAUGCUAGCUAGCUAAACGCUAAUUCAUGUUAACAACAAUAUGCUAAGCAUGCAACCAACACAACGACAAGCUGAUUCAUGCUAGCAUCUUAAAACAUGGUAAACAUGAAAGCAUAGACGUGUUAGAAUUGUGAUAGCAAUGCUAACGUUAAAAUCUGCUAACAACAUAUUGAUGUUAAAUGAUAGCAGUGAUGUGUUUUAUUAUAGUAGGAUUGAUUAAUACAGUGUUGGAACAUGCUAUUUCUAUUGACUGAUUACAUUUUUACACAUCCCUGUUGAAAAAUCCAGCUUAGACCAGCCUA